UCUUGAACUCCUGGGUGCCCCUGCCCCAGCCUUACAAAAUGUUGGGAUUAUGGGUGUGAGCUACCCUGCCUGACCAAUAAGAAUUAUUGAAAAUAUUAAGAACAUGCAAGAAGGAAUACAAUUAAUGAAAAUGAUAAAUAUGUGGAUACUUCUAAAUGAAUGUUUACUGUAUAAAAUAAUAUCUUAUUGGGAUAAUUACAUAAUUGAUAAUAUAUAUGCAAAUGGCAAAAAAUAGACUGGAGGUAAAGGUGACAGGGAUAAAUUCAGUUAAAUUAUUCUUUGAACUUUUCUGUGUCUAUGAUGAGAUUUUGAACAAAGAUCCUGUAAUUCUACUCAUAGGUAUAUAUACAAUGGAAUUGUAUCAAAUGAUUUGUGAAAGAAUGCUCUAGUAGAAUUAUUCAUAAAUGUUCAAAAAAGAAGCUGGCCAAAUAUAUAUUAAGGACAGAUGAAUCAUUACAGUAAAUCCAUACAAUGGAAUAAUAUAGAGACAUGAAAAAAAAUCACAUGUACAUGCAAUUAUGGGAUUAAAUUUCAGAAACAUAAUGUUUAGUCCAAGAAGCCACAUACAAAAAGAACAUGUAGGAUUGCACCUAUACAGUUCAAAGCAGGCCAGACCAAGCUAUGUAGUUUAGGGUUGCAUAAUUAUUUGGUAAAGUAUAAAGAAAAUCAAGGAAACCGUCAUCAUAAAUUAUGGAUAUUGCUUAUCUUAGAAGAUGUGAAGAAAGUUUUAGGGGCUUGGAAAGUAGCAUGGGGGUGGACAUAGACUGUUUUUGGUGUUCCUUGUCUUGCCCUGCAUGAUGGUUACUUGAGUGUUUAUGAUACAUUGCUGUAUUUGCCAUUUUUGUUUUGGUUUAUUUCUAAGUGUGCAUUAUAAUUUUAAUAUAAAAUUUUUAAUUAGGAGAAAUGUCUCAUAGAAAUGAUUAUUACUCAUUUCAUUAUAUACUGAGGGGAAAAAUCAAUUAUGUGUAUACAUUCUUAUACAACUCUAAGAGAGCUGAAGUAGGAACUUUCUUAGUUAGUUGCAAGUUGAGGAAAUUUGAGAUGUUGUUACCUGCUAACCUCAGAUCUUUCCAAAGGAUUUCUUCUAGCCUUAAUUAUCCGCCUCACAGGAACAAACCAUUGCCAUUUCCCGUCUGUUUUUUCUUUUGGCUCCUGAAUUCCUGACACAACUAGCUUGUACAUAUUCCCCACAUUCUUGGUUUAGCAGAGUUCUUUUAUUAGUUAUGUUUUUCUGCAAGAGAAAACCCUCCAAAACUGUGUUAGAUAUUUAUACCUCACAUGUCUUUGGAUUUUGUUUUUCUAAUCUGAGUUUGGUGGAUGGCUCUGGUGAUUUGAGAUAGGCAAAAUUCUGCAUCUUGGAGGUAGAGUUUGGCCAAUUUAGUCUGGAUUGCAGGGUCGGGAGGGGGCAGUCUGACUUCACUAGUCUCUCAUUUUCCUGUAAACAUGUACUAGCCAGGCAAUAGUCUCAUGGUAAAUGGAAAGAGGAAGAAUCCUUUAUAUGGAAGCCAUCUCAAAUCUCUAUGCAAAGUGUAGCAAUAUUCUGUUUAUCAAAACAAGUUAAAUGAUUGAACUCUAAGUUCAGGGGCAAGGUAGUCAGUGUUCUUGUGAUGGGAGGAUACUGCAACAUUAUCUAUCAAAGGGUCUGGUACUUAGGAAUACUUAUAAAAUUGCUAAAUAUUUUAAUUAAAUAAAUAUUUAAAUGUUAGACUUGAGAGAAACUAUACCAAAGGCCUAAGAAUUAGAGAUAUGUUUGAUAACUAAAUAGCAUUCAUGGGAUGAAAACCCUGAGUGGUAAAUAGGACAAAUUUCACCUGGACAAUUUCCUGGAAACCCAUUUUUUAUUUUGGAAAUUCAAGAAAAUAAUGUGUUCCAUUCAUAAGUAGUGUGCAUAUGUGUGUAUUUAUGAGCUUGUGAACAAAGAAGUUAUGCAUUAUUAGCAGCAACCAGAUCUUAAGGAGCAUUGGCCUGCCUGUAGUUCUCAAGACAAUCUUAGAUGCUUUUGAUAAAAGAAGUUUGGAUUCUUUGUAUUUAAAUCUGAAAUUAAAAAAAAGUCCAUAUUGGUGAUGAUCUUAGUUAUGAUCAAACUCCCUUUAACAAUUUAGGCAUUUACUAUAUGAUUUAUGUAUUGGGUUAUAAAACUUCCCUAACAACUGAAGUCGCUAAAGACAAAUGAUGGAGAGGUUACACAAGGAAAAACUGCAAACACUGAAAGAUAAUAUAUCCUUAUUUACAUAUUAGCAAAUGAGAAUUCAGGCUUCCCGUCCAUUUCAGUAUGAAUAAUUCCAGCCUACAACAAGAACAGACAGUGAAUGAAUGAGUUAAUUUGAGUUGUUUUGAAAAUAAGAAUGUUUUCCAUAAAGAGAGGAUUGAACUCAGGCAUUAGCAUGCCAUGGUGAUUUCUGGCUUGACACUGGUCACAACAAUUAAAAGUAAAAAGAAUGUCACAGCAUAUUCACAAAUCAGGUACAUAUAGAAUUUAAGGCCAGGAUAUUCAAGCAAUCACAAUCAGUGAUAUUAUACCAGCAUUUAAAAAAUUCCUUUUUGUCUGUUCAGAUAUGAUAACUUUUCUACCCAUCAUUUUUUCCAUUCUAGUAGUGGUUACAUUUGUUCUUGGAAAUUUUGCUAAUGGCUUCAUAGCAUUGGUAAAUUCCAUUGAGUGGGUCAAGAGACAAAAGAUCUCCUUUGCUGACCAAAUUCUCACUGCUCUGGCGGUCUCCAGAGUUGGUUUGCUCUGGGUAUUAUUAUUACAUUGGUAUUCAACUGUAUUGAAUCCAGCUUUUUAUAAGACUGCAGAAGUCAGAAUUACUACUUACAGCUUCUGGGCAGUAACCAGCCAUUUCAGCAACUGGCUUGCUACUAGCCUCAGCAUAUUUUAUUUGCUCAAGAUUGUCAAUUUCUCCAACUUUAUUUUUCUUCGCUUAAAGAGGAGAGUUACGAGUGUCAUUCGGGUGAUCAUGUUGGGGCCUUUGCUACUUUUGAUUUGUCAGCUUUUUGUGGUAAACGUGAAUGAGAUUGUAUGGACAGAAGAAUAUGAAGGAAACAUGACUUGGAAGAUCAAAUUGAGGAAUGCGAUGUCCCUGUCAAAUUUGACUAUAAACCUGCUAGCAAACUUAGCACCCUUCACUCUGACCCUGAUAUCUUUUCUGCUAUUAAUCUGUUCUCUGUGUAAACAUCUCAAGAAGAUGCAGCUUCAUGGCAAAAGAUGUCAAGAUCCCAGCACCAAAGUCCACAUAAAAGCUUUGCAAACCGUGAUCUCCUUCCUCUUGUUAUGUGCCACUUACUUUCUGUCUGUAAUAAUAUCAGUUCAGAGUUUUGAGAACAUGGAAAAGAAAGCUGUCUUUAUGUUCUGCCAAGCUAUUAGAUUCAGCUAUCCUUCAGCCCACCCAUUCAUCCUGAUUUGGGGAAACAAGAAGCUAAAGCAGACUUUUCUUUCAGUUUGGUGGCAAGUGAGGUACUGGGUGAAACGACAGAAAUCUUCAUCUCCAUAGAAUCACAAGAAGGGCAUUGUACAUCUUCUAGCAGAAAACAAACUGGUGGUGUAUGAAACAUUUUAUAUUUCUUACUGGUUUUUUGUAAUAUAUGUAUAUGAAUAAUUUCAAAUGUAUACCUAUAAAAGUCUUUUACCUAAAGUUAAUCUAAAAAAGCGUGUGUGUGUGUGUGUGUGUUUAUGUGUGUAUGAAAACUUAAGAACAUCGACAAUAACAUACUCUUUAUUGUUUUUUCACACAAACUGCCAAAUUAUACAAAAUAUGAUAAAAGUUCCUCAGAAUUAUGAAGCCUUGUGUAUUUCAUACAUGUAUUUUAUAUUUCAUUUGAAGAAUUUAUGUUGCCUAUUCAUAAUUAUUAAGAACUAACAGCUUAUCUCGGGAAAAAUAUUGCUCUUUUGUAUUGUUAUUUGCACCACACAAAUAUACCACAGUGUGGUUAGAAUUCAUUGUUUGAACCUCUAACUUUUUGGAUGGUAAGAUCAUUUAAUUCUAAAUCAAUAAUGAGGAUAUGUCUUCGGGGUUUUAUUUCAUUGUGAGUUCCUAUUUUAUGUUUAAUAUAAAGCAAACACAAUUAUUGUUAGAAAACGAUGCACACAAUAAAGUUUGGGUGACAAACAUAUGUAGAGUAAAUUUCGUCUUUGCCUACCGUAAACACUACUGAGGAGUAGCAGAUUUAACACAAGUAUGUGAAUGGCUUAGGAAAAAAAUCUCUUUUAUAAUAGGGAUGAAAAAUCAUGAUCAUGACCUUGAUUGCUAUUAUCAGUUUCCAUAUGCAGUAAGAAAAGUCAUUUCUUCCAGCUUUUGAACUAAAGAAAAGCUUUUUUUGAAGUUGAGAGCUGAUGUAAAUUAUUUUGGUAUUUUUUCUAAUGCACUUCUAAGCCCCUGAAUUGUGAAUUAUAGUCUUAUCUUCCAUUUAUAAAAUUCCUUCUAAACUUUAGAUAAGACAACUCAAAUCUUCCUUUUUCUUAAAAAAAAAAAAAAACAAAACUGUCAAUGUAAAAAUAGUGUAGAAAUUAUGGAAAAUAAUUCAGUGAAACUUUUUGUUAAUGUUAAAAUAGCAUCUAUAAAAUCUAUGUGUUAUAGGGUAUGCUUUAGCAUUGUAAUUUUUUUUGUCAAUGAUGAAAUGAAAGUAUGUUAACAUAUUCAUUAAUAGGAAAUUCUAUUAAUUAAUUCUAUUAAGAAGGAAAUGUACAAUCUUGUUCACAGCUAAAUUCUAGAUGACUGUAUUAAUUCUUGAUGUUAUGAAAUUUUAACAAUGUUAUUUAAACCUUAAGAUAAAUCAUCCUCACACCUGAUUUAUGUAUUUUAAAAAUUAUAUAUCUUCCUCAGUACAAUGUAAGCACCGUAAAAAAAAAGAUACCAUGUCUGUCUUGCUUUCUGUUGACUCCCAGGACUUAGAACCUAGCACAAAGAAUAGAUGGUCAAAAAUGAUAUUUUAAUGAACAAAUAAAUGGGUGGAUAAAAUGGGUAAGUUGAUGUGGUAAACCAAUGAAAAGGAAACUCAUCACAAAAUCUACAGUUGCAUGAAUUCCCCUGUUGUGGUCUCCAGUGGAGGUUACACACUUAUCCAAGAAGGAUCAUUCCUCAGAGGAAUGGUUUGGCUAUUCUACAAUUUUGGGGGAAAUAUCACAAUAAUAUAGUCUUGAUUCAGCUGCAUCAGGUGUCUGAAUUGGAGACAAGGUAGAACAUCAAAAUUAGAAGGCACUUAUUACAAUAUUUUAAAAAAGCACAUAAAAGACUUUUGUCUAUAUGUAUAUAUAUUUUUAUUGUGAAUUACAUAUUUGUAUUAUGAUAUUUUCUAAUUGAUUGUUAUGUAAACAAAAAUGGCAUUUUAUUUCAAAACAACGAGCUAGUAACCAGUUACUUUACUAAAAUGUUUUUUAUGUAAUACCUGAUAUUAAAGUGAUGACAUUUAUUUGAAGGCAAGUUUAAGACAAAAAGAGCAGGGACAUGUGGAAAUUGAGAUAAGAAAAAAUGUGAAACAAUGUGUGGUGAUGUAUGGUCUAAUUCUGCUGGCAGCCACUUCACAGUGAGGUGAGAGAGACAGCAUGGUGGUCAUCAGAUGCAUGCCCUUGGCUCCCAGCACUUUUCCAGAAUGGCAGCAAGGGGAAACCACAACCAGCAUUAGUCCAUAGAAGUGAGAGAAGGGAGAAUGUAUCUGCUCAGCUGUCUUCUGUCUUUGAUUUCCCAUUGGCCACGGUUUUCCUGAGGCAGAACUACCAUCUCUGCUGUUUUGUCUUAACACUAUCCAGUCCCUUGGUAGAGGUUAUGAAAGUCAGACUUCAUUCUUAUAGUGCGAUGAUCCAUUCAAGUCCUAAAUGGAAAGAUGAUCUGGAUCAGGCAAGGUGCUAGUAAAGGGAAUCUGAGAAAGCACAUGUUUUUGCCCAAUACUGCCCACUCCUUGUGCCACUCAGAUGUGCUCAUGCCCUCCAAUUAUGGCUGGCUUUAUGAGCAUAUGACUUGUUCAGCUGCACAGGUUUUUGUGCUUAGAGGGGCUUGUGCUUAGAGGGACUCUAUGCUUGGAUUAAUGUUCUGCACUUGCUGUUUUGUUUUUUCAGACAGAAGAUACUCCUUUGCUGAAGAGGGAAUGGUCUUGCACUAAUUUCAUAAGAUUUUCUCUCCGCUCUCCUACAGGCUUGUCAGAGACGUGUAUAGAAUCCUAUAACGCCCACUGUGCAUGCCUCUAGCAGCUCUGAAUUCUGCUGGAUCAUCUGACACAGUGGGCAGAGCAGCUUGGGGCAGAGCCUGUAUCUGCCGUAGAGCCGCCUUUUGUUCUGGGUUCCACCUGAGACCAGUAGCCUUUAGAAAUUUUGGUAAUGAGUCAGAGCAAUAUUCUCAAAUGUGGAAUAUGUUGGCUCAAAAUCUCAAUAGGCCCCCCCCAGAAUGGUGCCUCUUUUGUAGUGAUAGGAAAUAUAUAGAGAAAGCAACAUGCCAUUUACUUUAAAAAAGAUUGUUUCUACAUGUAUCCUAGGGACACUGAACGCCUUAAAAUAUCACCUAUGUUGUAGGUCUCUGAACCUUCUCAGGUUUAUCUCUUUUAUUCUGGUAUUUUACUUCCAUUCAAUGUUAUAGUUUUUACUGUAUUUAAGAAACUUGCCACUUCCUGAUUAUUGCACCAAUGAAUAUAUAAUUAUUAUUGCUAUUAUUUUGAGGCAGGGUCUCAUUGUGUCCCUGAGGCUGGAGUGCAGUGGCAGGAUCACAGCUCAUUGCAGCCUCAACCUUCUGGGUUCAAGUGAUUCUCCUGCCUUGGCAUUUCUAGCAGUUGGGACUGCUGGGGCACACCACCAUGGCUGGCUAAUUUUUGUAUUUUUUGUAGGGCUGGCAUUUCACUAUGUUACCCAGGCUGAUCUUAAACUCCUAGGCUCAAGCAGUCUGCCCGUGUUGGCCUCCUGCAGUGCUGGAAUUACAGUCAUGUCCUCCAGGGCCCGGUCUGUAAUAUUAUUAAUAUAUUACAUUAGCACGACGUUUUAAAAAAUGUAAAUUAAAUUGAGAACAGAAGUGACAUAUCCCUGACAUAAAACAGUGAAGCAGUGUUAUUAUACUUACAAGGCAAAUUGUUUUGAUUUUCCCUCAAAAGGAGUGUAGAUAAGAAACAUUCACCAAAUCAUGAGCCCCAUUAAAAGUACCAGAAACUAUGCUCUGCUCGGUGAAGAUAGCACAUCCUGGAAAGCAUUCAUAAGUGUUGAUUUAAGUUUAUGGUAAUCUGCAUUCAUUCUAUAAUCCAUCUGGUUUUGGUAGAGGCCGGAUAGGUUAAGUGAAUAGGGUUAUAGAAGGGACUACCAUCCCCUGUAACUUCCGAGUGUUUUGUCGUGGCAGUGACCAAUUUUAUUCCUUAGGGAAUGUGGUUAUUAUUUUUUAUAUGUUGUGUUGUCAGUAGAGGAGAAUUUCAGAGGCUUCCCCUUGGUCCUGCUAUAAUAAUGUCCCUUACUCUACAGGUCAGGAAGAAUGUGAUAGAGUUCUGGUAACUGCCAUAUAUAUCCAUUUCAAUUACACAUUCAGGAAGAGGCAAUAACUACAAACUGAUUAGAUCCACUUUAGGAUGGACAUGAGCCAAAGCUCUAGGUAGCAUCAAGAAGUUCCACUGCAGUCUAGAUGUGAUGGCUCAUGCCUAUAGUCCUAGUACUUUGGGAGGCCAAGUUGGGAGAAUCCCUUGAGAGCAGGAGUUCCCUGUGCAGCAUAUGGAGACUCCAUCUCUAUAAAAAAAUUUUAAAAUUAGCUGGUAUGGUGGUGCAUGCCUAUAGUCCCAAAUACUUGGGAAGCUGUGGCAGGAAGAUUGCUUGAGCCCAGGAAUUCAAGGCUCUAGUGGGUUAUGGUCCUGCCACUGUACUCCAGCUUGGGUAAUAGAGGGAGACUCUGUCUCAGAAAGGGGGAAAAAAAAGAAGUGGAAGUUCUCACUGGUAUCUUAAAUAUCAAGUAAAACAGGAUCAAAUCAAUAAUUAACAAUCUUUGGUCCCUGCCUAUAGUGAGGUAAAAAAGAAAGUAGUUAUACAAAUAGUAUAUUAACUCCUAACAAAAUUAA
Cebus imitator (Panamanian white-faced capuchin) is the source of this 8007-nucleotide messenger RNA. RefSeq names its product taste receptor type 2 member 46-like. Gene Ontology annotation, biological process: sensory perception of taste; detection of chemical stimulus involved in sensory perception of bitter taste; G protein-coupled receptor signaling pathway. Gene Ontology annotation, molecular function: bitter taste receptor activity; G protein-coupled receptor activity. The coding region runs from base 2556 to 3488 and encodes 310 amino acids. The record is from RefSeq and is a predicted model, not a curated record. The transcript has a single exon. NCBI's taxonomy places the organism in Eukaryota, Metazoa, Chordata, Mammalia, Primates, Cebidae. Gene Ontology annotation, cellular component: membrane.